This is a messenger RNA of Paramecium pentaurelia, 2239 nucleotides long. NCBI's taxonomy places the organism in Eukaryota, Ciliophora, Oligohymenophorea, Peniculida, Parameciidae. The record is from the annotation of a GenBank genome assembly.
AUGUUUUAAUAGAAUUAGUUUAACUAAAUAGAUGUCGGCACAAUAAUAUCAGCACCUUCAGGAUAGUAUACUAAUAGAUAGUUUAAAUUGUCAAAACUCUUAGGAUAAGGAUCAGAGGGUAGUGUUUAUGAAGCAAUUCCAAUAAAUUGGUGUUUAAAUUAGAAUAAAGUUGCUUUAAAAUUCUCAACUUUUACUAAAGAUUAUGCUAGAUAGUUUUAUAAACAAAUUAUAGAUUAUUAGAAUACAUAUGAAAAUUAUAAUAGCUCUAAUUAUCAAGCUUCAAACAUUAUAAGAAUUUAUGAUUUUUUUGAUUAUUCUUUUUAUUUAGUUUUAGUAAUGGAAUUAGGAAAUAUUGACCUAUUUAAAUAUAUGGAAUAGAAUAAAAAAAUAUUAUCAAUUUAGUAAAAGUAAUCAAUUUGUUUAUAAGUAUUAAAUUUAUUUUUAUUAGAUUUUAUAAUCAAUAGUCUUUUUACAUAAAUAAAAACUAGUUCAUAGGGAUAUCAAACCAGAAAAUUAUUUAUUUAUUGACCAAUAAGUUAAAUUAAUUGAUUUUGGAUUUAUUAAGUUCUUCAAUCAAGAUGAAAUAUACAUGACUAAGUUUGUUGGUACAAAGUUUUAUCAAGCACCUGAAUUAAUUGAAGGAAAAUCAGAUUAUACAAUGUCUGUUGAUGUUUGGGCCAUGGCUUUUGUGUUUUAUGAAAUUAUUUCAGGAUAGAAAUUGCUUGAAAGUAAUUAAUCAAAAUAUUUAAUAGCAAUAAAUACACAUGAGAUAGAAAAAUUAAUCUUAAAUCAUAAAUUAGAUCAAUCCUCAUUAUUCAAUAAAAUUGAGAGACUUAUGAUUUCUAACAAAUGGAAGCAAACAAUCAAAAGCAUGCUUCAUCCAGAUCCUUAUCAAAGAAUAACUGCAAAUGAUGCAUAAGAUUUGUUGAAAAAAAGUGAAAUAGUAUAACCAUCCCUCCAAGCACAAUAAAAUCAAUUCCAAUAAAAUCUAUUACAAUAAAAUCAAGGCCAAUAGAAUUUAUCGCUAUAAAAUCAAGGGCAAUAGAAUCAAUUCCAAUAAAAUCAAGGGCGAUAGAGUUUAUUGCAAUAAAAUCAAGGGCAAUAGAAUCAAUUCCAAUAAAAUCAAGGGCAAUAGAAUUUAUCGCUAUAACAUCAAGGCCGAUUCACUCAAAAACAACAAAAUUCAGUGCAAUCAUUUUAGCACUAUUCAAGUACUAAAGACUAAGUAAAUUUGUUAAAUGAAACCAAGAAUUUUAUUUAAAUAUUAAAGAAUUGGAUAAAUAUCAACUCACUAUAAUAAGAUAAAGAAUAAACCAUGUAAAUUAUUUUUGAAUUUGAAAAUUUGAUAGCCUAAGUUGAAAAGAAUUUGGGUAACUAAUAAUAAGUGAUGUAAACAAUAACUUAACAAUUAGCUUAAUAAAUGAAGUAACAAUAUGCCAAUUAGGAUUAUGAUGCAAUUUAGAAUAAAAUAAAUGAAAACAACGAACUAAUUUGUGAAAAAUUAAAAAUUUAAAAGGCUUUAGAAAAUUUGGAGAAAUCCAAAAAAUAACUUGAAUAAUAUAAGAAUUUAAAUUAUUAAUUAGAGGAAUUAAUAAAAGAGAAUUAAGAAGUAGAAAAACAAAUAUACUAUCAAGAUUCACUGAAAAAAAAAAUAUCAGAACUAACAAAAAAAAUUAAUGAAGAAAAGAAAAAUAUAGAUCAAAAUUAAAUUAGCAUUUUAGAAAAUUAAAUAAAAAUUUAUGAAACAGAAAAUUUAAAAUAAGAAACCUAAAAAUAAAAGUAUGAUAAAUUAUAGCAGGAAAUUCAAAAUCUCAAAAAUCAAAUAGAAAAAUCCAAUAAUGAAAUAAUAGCUUCUAAAUUCGAUUAGUUAUCUUCACUAUAUUCAAAUUUAUAAGAAGAAAAAUAAAAAUUAGAAAACAAAAUAAAUUAUUUUUUAGAAUUACCUAAUCAAAUACAAGAACUUUAAGAAAGUAUUUAAUAGUUGACAGCAAAAAUUUAUAUGGGACAAAAUUAUCAAAAUGAAUUGAAUUCUUUAAAAAAUGAAGAAUAAAUAUUAAAAGAAUAGUAAAUUGAUAUUGAAUAAUUAAAAAAAUAAAUAGAAGAAAAAAGAAAAGCAAUUGAAAACUUAAAAAUUUAAUAGUCGAUUUAAUAAUAAUAAUAACAAAAGAAUAUAAAAUUAGAUUAAGAAUUAAAUAAAUUUAAGAUUUAUCAAAAUAAUAAAUAGUAAUAGUUAUUUUGA